AUGCAUACCUCGGCGACCGCCAUCUCCGUUGCCCUACUGCUUUCUGGGGCCCUUUUUAUCUCGCUUUGGAAGAGCAGAUCACGGCGAGCCAAGUACCGUAGCCUCCUACCGCCUGGUCCCAACGGCCUACCGUGGGUUGGAAAUGUUUUCGAUAUAGAUGUGUCUCAGCCAUGGGUCACAUACCAAGAGUGGGGAAAUCGCUAUGGUGACCUCACCUACUCCCAAGUACUUGGAAAGGAGUACAUCAUCGUCAAUAGUGAGAAAGUUGCCCAUGAGCUGUUGGACCAACGCUCUUCAAUAUAUUCUGAUCGAGCUCGUGUACCAUCCAUCGAAUUGUUCGAUCUGGGUUUUGUUACACCAACUUUGCCCUACGGUGAAGAGUGGAGGAAGCAUCGAAGGGCGCUCCAUUUGGUCUUAAACAAGAAAGAAGCUCUGAAAUACGCAACGAUGCAGUUACAAAGGGCGCACGGACUCCUUAUGAACUUGCUCACGACACCACAAGACUUUGAGGAACCAUUUUUCGCAUUGAUUAUGGAACUUGCCUAUGGUUAUUCCGUAGUUCCCCAGGGAGACCCUUUCGUGGCCAGCCUAGUCCAAUUGCUUUCGUUGGUAAUAGAGGUGGUGACUCCUGAGCGAUCUGCACUCCUCGGAGCCUUCCCCUUCCUGGCUCAUAUACCCUCAUGGAUGCCUGGAGGCAAGUGGAAAAAGCGUGCUGGUAACUGUCGGCGACUUGUGAGGAAAGUACUAAAUGAUCCAGUUCAAUACGUACAUGACAGCAUAAUCGCUGGCACUGCGAGAAAAUCCAUGGUUCACGAUAUAUACCUGGACAAGGACGAUGAUUUGAAGCUUGGAUUCGAUAAGGACAAGGUCACGAAAGAGGUGGCCGCUACUGCGUUUAUGGGUGAGAUAAUUUCAUUUUACGAUUUCUGCAUACAUAUCUCACCUAGUCCGAAGCCGGGUCAGAAACCUACAACCUCCACAAUCAUAGUUUUCCUGCUUGCAAUGGUGUUGCACCCGGAUGUGCAACGAAAAGCACAGGAAGAAAUCGAUCGGGUAGUUGGCACCGAUCGCCUCCCUGAUUUCGGUGACCGGCCCAAUCUUCCUUAUGUCGAGGCAAUUCUGUUAGAGACACUUCGAUGGGUCUCGGUCGUUCCACUCGGAGUUCCACACAUGACAACUGCAGAGGACAACUAUAAUGGCCUGCGCUAUUAUUAUUCCGAAUAUGUGGAUCCGGAGCGGUACACUGAACCAAAGGUUUUUAACCCGGACCGGUACGGCAGCAAACUCGAAGACGUCGCCUCGUCUCCUGUAUUUGGCUUUGGACGCCGUCUCUGUCCUGGAAGAUAUCUCGCAGAGCAGAGUCUCUGGGCAGUGAUUGUAUCUAUGCUGGCGACUUUGCAAAUCGGGAAAGCAACAGAUGUUUCCGGGAAUGAGAUAGAGAUUCAUCCCAAGUUCGUGGGCGGGAUAACCAUUCGUCCAGAAGCAUUCCCGUGUUCCAUCAAGGCGCGAUCCUCGAGAGCUAAACAGCUGAUUCGCACCAGUACAACGUCUGCGGAUUGA
Messenger RNA from Pisolithus orientalis, 1560 nucleotides. RefSeq names its product cytochrome P450. Lineage: Eukaryota; Fungi; Basidiomycota; Agaricomycetes; Boletales; Pisolithaceae. The coding region runs from base 1 to 1560 and encodes 519 amino acids. The record is from RefSeq and is a predicted model, not a curated record. The transcript is spliced from 12 exons. Gene Ontology annotation, molecular function: monooxygenase activity; iron ion binding; heme binding.